Nilaparvata lugens (brown planthopper) is the source of this 3123-nucleotide messenger RNA. RefSeq names its product maltase A2. NCBI's taxonomy places the organism in Eukaryota, Metazoa, Arthropoda, Insecta, Hemiptera, Delphacidae. The record is from RefSeq and is a predicted model, not a curated record. The transcript is spliced from 7 exons. Gene Ontology annotation, biological process: carbohydrate metabolic process. Bases 187 to 2475 code for a protein of 762 amino acids.
GGGUGAUUCAGAAAUAGAAUUAUUCACUCCACUCCACACAUUUCCAUCUAGUAGGGGCUCUAAAAUGUGAUCGCAGCAUUAAAAACGAAAUGAGUUCACUUGACUCCAAUAUUUAGGGGUCAAACAAUAAUUUCAGAUUAACUACUUUGCGCGUCUUCUGAUUAAACAAAUUACUGAGACAAAGUAAUGACAGAGCUGGCAGGCUUGAGUGUUACCAACAAUGUGGAUCCUUUAUAUUCGCCAGAGACAAGAUCUCCUGAAUUUCUUCUGGUGGAUGAGGAGUCUGCAUCCACUUAUCCCCUUCUCACCCCAUCUCCGCCACAUUUCGAUCAUCCCCUAGCUGUUCUGGAUAGCAAUAAAGUUUUGGCAGCCUAUGAACGUCAACUCAGCCCCAGUAGCAUAGACCCUGAUCUAUGCAACUCGUUUCCCCCUCUCUGCACCCCGGCUGCACCAAUGGGAGGCGCUGAUUUCAGUGACGUCACAGGAUCCAAUAAUGUCGCCAAUGACAAGGUUUCGGGACCCCUAGAGAUGACGUCCAGCCUUCACAACACCCUGGAGACACGCAGCAAUGGAAUGGCAUCUUCUUCUUCCUCAUCUUCUGCGCUCCAAGACGCGGCUGCAUCAGCUUCUGCACAACUUCUCAACCCCCACCACUAUCACAAUUUGGCUGGAGAUGUCGCUUGUCAGGAAAACGGCGGCAUAAUCAAACCAGUCCUCUGCAGCCUCCGCAAAACGCCCGACUACUGUUUCGUGUCAUGGAACUGGCCCCUCAUCCGCAAGUUCUGCUUCUGGUCGGUGAUGUCCAUGAUGGUCGCCUGUGUCUGCAUCAUCAUCACCUACGUCACAACUCUGCCCACCAAGUGCGACCCGCAACGCUCCUGGUACCAGGGAUCACUCAUCUACCAGAUAUUCCCGGCCUCCUUCAAGGACUCUAACAAUGAUGGGAUCGGGGAUCUGAGAGGCAUCAACUCAAGACUCGACUAUCUCAAAACCCUGGGAGUUCGAGCCAUCCGACUCAAUUCCGUGUUCCCAUCCGAGCAUUUUCCCGAGCACUUCUACAAUAUUGAAAACUUUACAAACAUCGAGAAAACUUUGGGUACUAUGGAGGAUUUUCGAGGAAUGGUUAAGAAUCUACACAAAAACAAUAUCUCAGUGAUUUUGGAUCUCCCCUUACACCCCUACUUCAAAACAUUGGAUGCUAGACAUGUCUCUAACCUCAACCCAACUGAAACAAACAGACCUAACCUCAACAAUGCACAACCUAACCUCAACCCCCUACAACCUAACCAAACUCCAGACACUGUUGUAGAUAACAUCAACAAUGGAGGAGUUUUGGACACAUCUGUUAGAAAACAAGAUAAAGUACGCCAUGUUAUUGUGAACAAUCACAUCUUGAACGGAAAUCUGAAUAAAACUGACUUCCAGGGUUUGUUUAAUGCAAACACGGCUACUGUACAACCUGUAACCGAAGAUCAGGGACCCAGUUUGGUGUCACAGAUCUUGGAGUUCUGGUUGAAAGAAGGUGUGGACGGGUUUUAUUUCAAAGGUUUGGAAAAAUUUGUGAACGAUGAAGGGUUUGUAGGAGAGAUACGGAGCUGGCAUCACAUUUUGAACCGAUUUUCAAAAAUAGAGGCCGAGAAAAUUAUGAUAUGCUCGUUGAAAGUUGUGGCAGCAGUUGAGAAUGACGGCCCGUUAGAUGUUAACCCCAGGUUAGCUACGGUUCUAACCAGGUUUAGUUUGAUCGACGUUUAUGUGGAGAAGGCGGAUGCUAUCGAGGAUUUGGUGAGGUAUGUACAGAAGGGAGUGGUGCGGUCUGAUCCUGGCUUUCCCUGGGCUAUGUGGACUACGGGCGAUACCGAGGUUCCUAGACUGGCUUCAAGACUCUAUCAGAAAAAUGAAACACUGGCAUUGUUGGCGGUACAGAUGAUGCUGCCUGGCACGCCAUCUCUGUUCUAUGGAGACGAGAUUGGACUGGAUAACAUCGAUGAUCAUGAUGGAGAGCGUUCGGACCUCUCACACGCACACAGCCUAGCACCCAUGAAAUGGACGCUGACUCAGCAGAACGAGGCGCGUCAGCAGUUCGCCAAGCCACUGGUGCUGGGAUGGAUGCCGGAGGCGCGGGUACACGCACCCCAGGCGUCCAAGCGAGUUCUGGCUACACUGAGCGCACUCAGGGAGAGCAGCCCUAGCAUUUACAUGCAGGCCAACUGGAAGGACCGACAGUUGAUGACUACCAACUGUUUCAUAAGAUACCAUGAGGACAACUUUAUCCUACUAGAACGUAGAUACCCGAGACGGUUCACCUACGUGGUGAUUGCCAACCUGGGCACCACUUAUAAAAGCAGGGAUUUAUCCACCAUUUUCUACGGCGGCCAUGUUUUAGCCGAUCACAACGGAAGAUCUGGAUUCUUCAUGAAAUUUGCUGACUUGCAUUUGGCGCCUGGAGAGUUUUACAUCAUAAGACUGGAUAAAUAGAUGGAAAAUCAUAAAAAAUAGGCCUAGUCCGAAUUUCACCCACAGAUCAUGAUAAAUCAGAUAAAAUUUGAAUUUAGGUUUCGGAUCUCACCUAAAAAUCAGUAUAACUGUAAUUAUUACUAGAGAGUUAAACAUCAUGAGACUGGAUAAAUAAAAAAUGUCCGGAUUUCACCUAGAGAUCAUGAUAAAUCAGAUGAAAUUUGAAAAUAGGAUACGGAUCUCUCAUAGUAAAAAGUAAAUUCGUAUGGCUUUUGUUGGUGGGGAGUCCCUUGCGGGAAGGUCCCACCGCCUGAAUAUAUAAUUUAAGCCGUCAAUGGCCCAUUACGACUGUCAUACUUCAGCCGGGAUCUCCCAUAGUAAUCACUUGAGACUUCUACAUCAUAUGACUGGAUAAAUUUAUAAUCAUCAAAAAUGGUCGGAAUUUCAUAUAAAAGUUAUGGUGAAUCAGAUGAAAUUUGGAGGACCUGAAAUUCAUAAAAAAUAUUAUUAAUAGCCUACCUUAAUUCUAGGUUUGUAAAACUGUAGGUCCAUACAGAAAUUGAUGUAACAGUUUGAAACAAUUUCAAGGAAAGAUUGAAAUUGUUGGACCAAAAUGUACUGAUGGAGUAGACAAUACAAAGAAUUGGAAUAAAGAUUUUUCAUUAGAAA